AUGAUAGACGUGAUCAGAAUAUUCAGCAAGGGAGGACUCAUCCUGUGGUCUUAUACCUUCUACGAAAUAGACGAUGUGACCAUACGAACCAUCGUGAAGCAAGUACUCAUAGAGGAGAAGUACGAGGACUUCUGCAAGAAAUACAAUAAAUUUCACGCCAAAUGGAAGCUACUUAACGAUGUAGAUGUUGUUAUCCUCAUUGUUUACCAAGGGAUACAGAAUUCUGCGUAUGUAGAGAAUUUAUUUUUAAAAAUUAAAAAAUCUUUUGUAAAACUCUUGCCCAAAAGUUUAGACUAUUUUGACUUGGACCUUCCCUUAAACUUCGACAAGCAGUUUUUGAAAAUCGUCGAGGAUGUGGAGGCCAUUUUAGCCUGCACGGGGGGGGGUGCUGACAGGCGUGGAAGCGUGGACGGACGGAGGGGAAGCAUAGAUGGAAGGAGAGGCGGCAUAGAUGGACGGAAAGGCGGUAUAGACGGACGGAAAGGCAGCAUAGGCGGACGACGAACCAGCGCAGACGCGAGAAACAGCAGUGAUAAAGCGAGGGACGAUCAUACGGAAGCUAGCGAAGACACAGGUGCGAGCGAACGUACAGAUGCGGACAGCUAUUCAGACAACAGCGACGGAAAUUAUGACGAAACGAAAGGGAAGAACAAACAUGGCGCACACAAAGUGGAAGUAGAAAAAUACAGAAAGCAGAGAAGCGACGAAGAUGACAAAACGCUGGAGGACGAUGAUCCGAGUGUAAAGCGAAAAAGUAAAACGAAGAAAAAAAGUGCAAGGGAAUGGGAAUUAAGCAAAAAGAUAACCAAAAGGGACAUUGAAAAAUUGGAUUAUUCAAAAAAUGAAAAGAACUCAACCGAUGUUUUCUCCUAUAAUAGUAAGAUAGAGGAAAAUGACAUAGAGUCAGUCUUACAAGGAGUUAAAAAUAAGUUACUCUCAAAAAAUGUCGCUUCAGAAAUAUGUGAUACGCUGAUUGAGAAAAUGAAGGGGAAUCUUAUUGGAAAGAAGAAAACUCUGUUCGCUAUGAAUGUCAAAAAAACUGUGUCCACUGUGCUGUCUGAGACUAUCCAAUCCAUACUGAUACCAAAAGAAUCCGUGGAUGUGCUGCGUGCAGCUUUGGAAGCAAAAUCGAUUGGGAAAUUAUACUCAAUUGUUUUCCUUGGCGUUAAUGGAGUUGGGAAGUCAACAAAUCUAGCCAAAGUUUGCUAUUACCUUAAGACGAAAGGAAACCUAAAAAUUAUGAUCGCCGCGUGCGAUACUUUUAGAGCCGGUGCAGUGGAACAGCUAAGAACCCAUGCCAAUUGCUUAGAUGUAUUCCUUUACGAAAAAGGAUAUGGAAAAGACGCAGCAGCUAUUGCGAAGGAAGCCAUUGCUUAUGCAAAGAAAGAAAAUUUCAACGUCAUACUGAUUGAUACUGCUGGCAGAAUGCAAGAUAAUGAACCCCUCAUGAGAUCGUUAGGGAAACUUAUCCUGAUCAACAAUCCUGAUUUUAUUUUAUUUGUUGGAGAAGCAUUAGUUGGUAAUGAUGCCAUCGAUCAACUGAAAAAGUUCAACCAAGCAUUAACGGAUGCUACGUGCAAUGCGAAUAAGAGGACCAUCGAUGGAAUCCUCCUCACCAAAUUUGACACCGUUGAUGACAAAGUGGGCACGGCCCUUUCCAUGGUAUACCUCACGGGAAAGCCCAUCGUUUUCGUCGGAAUCGGUCAGAAGUACACCCACUUGAAGAAGUUCAACGUUAAUAUGGUCGUCAAGGCGUUGAGCUAG
This is a messenger RNA of Plasmodium cynomolgi strain B, 1764 nucleotides long. RefSeq names its product signal recognition particle receptor. Gene Ontology annotation, cellular component: signal recognition particle receptor complex; endoplasmic reticulum membrane. The transcript has 2 exons. Bases 1 to 1764 code for a protein of 587 amino acids. The record is from RefSeq and is a predicted model, not a curated record. Gene Ontology annotation, biological process: SRP-dependent cotranslational protein targeting to membrane. Gene Ontology annotation, molecular function: GTPase activity; GTP binding; ATP hydrolysis activity. NCBI's taxonomy places the organism in Eukaryota, Apicomplexa, Aconoidasida, Haemosporida, Plasmodiidae.